This is a messenger RNA of Hylaeus volcanicus, 1936 nucleotides long. It is a transcript of the gene kermit, whose product is annotated as PDZ domain-containing protein GIPC3. NCBI's taxonomy places the organism in Eukaryota, Metazoa, Arthropoda, Insecta, Hymenoptera, Colletidae. The coding region runs from base 604 to 1662 and encodes 352 amino acids. Gene Ontology annotation, molecular function: protein binding. The record is from RefSeq and is a predicted model, not a curated record. The transcript is spliced from 6 exons.
GCGCAACCAAACAGUGUGGAGAUACGCUCCUGCGAGUUACGAUCCAUACGAUCGCGAUCGCGAUCGCGAGGUGCUUGCGCAUGCUUGUGAACUCGUGCUUCAAAGAGAGUUUACCGCGUUCGAAACAUAGAUAUAACAUACCUACGUUUAGAAAUACCUUGGUCAGUGCUUCCGCGUUAAAUGGAUUAGCAGACGACUCUGAAGUCGUUCGAUGAGCAGCCAAAUGAUCGCUUAACUUACUCGCUUGCAAUGAAAACAUAGGAGAACGUUUCGCUUGUCCAUAUGCAUCCGUGAGGAAAAGAAGGUUGGAUCAACGAUCUACGAUGCAGUACGCUCGCGUGGGUAGUGACUUAACAGUACGAUAAGAACCGUACAGACGGCGAUAAAAACGAUAAGAAAAGAUCGUCAACGGGUGAAACAUAGCUGCGAGCAGUGGGCCAAAUAUGAGGUAUCGCUGGAACUACCAGGCUACCGUUUCUUCGCAUCGCUAGUCCUCUAUUUUCCCUCAGUGUCUCUAAUAUCGUCGUUUUCUACGUCGUCGAGAGAAAAGUUUCGAACGUUAAUCGAAAAGGGAAACUAACCGCGUGUUCCGCAGAGAUAAGCAUGCCGCUGUUCAAAGCGCGUGUUGUCGAAAGGUCGCCCACGUUAGAGAAGGUUUCAAACGGUAACACGCACUACGGGAACAACAAUUGCCAUCAAACUGGCAACGAAAACGACCAGGAAGCCGCGAACAACGAGGGCGGCACGCGUGCUCAAAAGAACAAUGCGGCUACUCCCAAUCAAACACAAGAACAACGACGAUCAUCCAAAGUGUUGAAGCCACUUUUGGUGUUCCAUUGUCAGCUGGCGCACGGGAGUCCUACAGGACGGAUAUCGGGUUUCAGUAACGUACGGGAACUUUACCAGAAAAUUGCGGAAUGCUACGACUUACCGAUGGAAGAAAUACUUUUCUGCACGCUGAACACGUACAAAAUCGAGAUGACGGAACUGCUGGGUAGUCAGAUUGGUGUCGGUGAUUUUAUAUUUGCGCAUAAAAAAGGACGACCCAAGGAGAUCGAGUUGGUGAAAACGGGCGAUGCUCUGGGAUUAACGAUAACCGACAACGGCGCAGGAUACGCUUUCAUAAAACGUAUUAAGGAAGGAUCCGUGAUCGACAGGAUAAAGGUGAUAGAAGUCGGGGAUCAUAUAGAGAAAAUCAACUCAACCAAUUUGGUCGGUAAACGACACUUCGAGGUGGCGAAAAUGCUAAAGGAAAUCCCGAAAGGUUCCACGUUUACGUUGAGGCUGGUGGAGCCAUUGAAGAAUGGCUUCGGGAGCAUCGGUCCACGGGGAGACCUCAAGAAAGGAAAGAAAUCGGGUUACGGUACCGGAAAGGAGACACUUAGGUUCAAAGCCGACGGAAGCGCGCAAAUUAUAGAGAUGGUGGAUGAUACUGCCAUGAUAGGCAUUGAAAAGAUCAACGUGAUUUUGGAAAGCUUCAUGGGUAUCUACGAUACAGAAUUAGCAACACAAAUCUGGGAGCUUUCAGAAGGCAAGGCCAACAGCAUCGAUUUCGCGGAGGCGAUAGACAAUUCAGAUUUGGAAGCCUUUGGGUUCAAUGAUGACUUUAUCAUAGAAUUAUGGGGUGCUAUUACCGAUGCCAGAGCUGGACGACAUCGAUGAUACAAAGAAUUAUUUAAGUGGAAGCAGAAUGGAGCACUCAAAGCCAUGAUUAUCAUGCUAAAUGAUUUGUUAAACGAUGUUACCAAAAUUUGAAUCAUGCUCAGUGAUUAAAAUGAUUGGUCUAUCGUAGGCCUAAAUCAUUAAGAAAUACUCCACAGAAUGAUUGCAAUGUAAAUUAUUCACCUGUUAGUGUGUAGAAAUUGUAUAAUUUAUGAUAUAACUUUAUAAAUACAUAGUAUUAUAAAAGAUAGAAAAUAAAAAAUUUUGAAAACAG